AAAUUUUGUAAUGGUUUGUUAACAACAAAUAUUCAAAAUCAAUAUUCAUCAUCAGACAAAAUAUUUUUAUUAUUUGAUUCAGUAUAUUUAUUAAAAUGUAUCAGAAACAACUGGUUAAACCAGCAUGACAAUAGGCAAACAUUUGUUUUCUCUACAUUACAAAAUUCUGUUUUAUUUGAUUAUAAUAAUUUACUUCCUGGCACAUGUUUUGCUAAUUUGCAGUGCCUAAAAACAAUAAAUUUUCAAGAAGAAAGUAGUACUAUUAAAUUAGCUCCAAAAUUAUUCAAGAGGGUGCUUUAUCCAUCAAAGUUAGAGAGACAGAAUGUAGCACUAGCUUGCAGUAUAUUUAAUUAAAAAAAAUGCUGCUUUGACAAUCAAACAGCAAAUGCAAAACAGUAUGGAAACUUCUUACUUUCUAGAUAUAAUCGCCAAAUGGUGGAAAAUACUAAAUGUAAACAUCCACAUAAAAGAAAAAUUCUAAAAGACAAAUUUUCUGAACCAAUAACAGAUAUUUUGGAUUUUAAAGUUAUAUUUUUAAAAGACAUGUUUAAAUGGUUCCAAGUAUGAAAUAAUUAUCAUUAAUUAUUAUAAUCAUCAGGUUGCUCAAAUGUCCAGUAAUCAACAUGGGAAAUUAACAGUAAAAACUCAAAAAGAAUUAGAGCAUACAAUUAAAGCAAUGUAUGAACUUACAGAAUUUAUAUUAAAUGAACUUGGAGCACAUUAUGUGUUAUUGGGUAAAUUUCAAACAGAUAUGCUGGAAGCUCGCUUUGGACAGUAUAGACAGAUGUCAGGAAGUAGCUAUCAUAUUUCUGUUUCUGAAAUUAUUGAAUCAGAAAGAAAACUGAAAUUAAUAAGCCUGCUAAAUAUGAAAUCAUCCAAAAUUGGGAAUUUUCAAAUUAGAGCAUUUCUUGAAUCUUUUGCUAAUAAUGCAGAGUUGGAUAGAUUUGAUUUUGAUGUUGAAGAAGCAUUUGAAGGCAUAAUAGAAAAAUCUGAUAUUAUUAUUAUUGCAGAACAGAACAUGUCAGUUCUGAUUUACACUGCAAGUUAUGUUGCAUAUUCAGUAAUUAAGAAAACUUCUUGUGAACAAUGUAAAUCAUUACUAGCAUGUGAUUCUCCACUAGAGUAUAAAUGUACAGAUAAUGAUUUGGCAAAAUAUCUGAAGAUAAUUGAUAGAGGUGGUCUUAAAUAGCCACAAGAAUUUGUUGUAAUAUGUAUAAAUACCUUUCAGAUAUUGCAGACCAUUCUGAAUGAUUAUGAAUGUGAAUUUUUGGCACUAAAAAUUGGAAAAAAAGCUUUAGUAAGUUUAGUAAUGAAUAAAUUAGUUGAAAAUAAUGUAUUUUGUUUUCAAAAUAAUAUUUGCAGUUAUAAGAAAGAUAGAAUUCAAUAA
This is a messenger RNA of Centruroides sculpturatus (bark scorpion), 1387 nucleotides long. RefSeq lists its product as uncharacterized. The coding region runs from base 608 to 1189 and encodes 193 amino acids. Lineage: Eukaryota; Metazoa; Arthropoda; Arachnida; Scorpiones; Buthidae. The transcript has a single exon. The record is from RefSeq and is a predicted model, not a curated record.